Molecule: messenger RNA, 5521 nt
Organism: Drosophila subpulchrella
Lineage: Eukaryota; Metazoa; Arthropoda; Insecta; Diptera; Drosophilidae
Gene: Calx
Product: sodium/calcium exchanger 3
Exons: 11
Coding region: 1203-4175 (990 amino acids)
Biological process (GO): calcium ion import across plasma membrane; sodium ion transmembrane transport; cell communication
Cellular component (GO): postsynapse; axon; sarcolemma
Molecular function (GO): calcium:sodium antiporter activity
Source: RefSeq, a predicted model, not a curated record
GUGAUUUCCACACGCAGCAGCGGCAACCACAACAACAGCAGCAACAACGAGAACAGCAACCAAAACAAUAACAACAACAAUUGGAGAGAAUAGCGGCAAGCGGUCUUAGUCGCUGCGCUUCUCCUAUUUUAAGUGCCGAGCGUUUUACUAUUUUUACUACACAGCCCAACACACAGAUACAGAUACACACGGCUGCAUUCGGCGGUGCCUGUGUGUGCCUGCUGACGUGUGUGUGAGUUCUAUUAGAAACAACAAUAAAAACAAAAACAGUGUUAAAUGCCAGUGAAAUGAUCUUCCAUAAAUAAGUUUUUGAAAUAAAUUCGAGAGCAAGGAGAAUGAAAAUUGAAUUGUAUGAAAAAAUGCCAAGAAACUGCAGCGGAAAAGAAAAAGCAGCGAUGAUGUUGGAGAGCCGAAACUAGGCUAAAUAUCUUUGCAUACUUUUGGGAAAGUUGUGCGGCACAUACAGACACACUCGCCAACACACACAAACACACUCGCGUAGGACCUGCGCCUGCGGUCGCCGACAUUUGAACCUGUUUUCUGACCAUUGACCACCGACCACCGACCGCCGGCUGCCUCUUUUUACUUUUGGCAACGGCAACGGUAGCUGCAGCGCGAAAAUGUGCACAAAAACGGCAUAGGCCCACAAAAGAGUUCAGAGUGAGUGGUGCGGUUCAACAGCCUCCGGGAGUUCGUCGUGGCAAGCUCGAAACUCGCAAAUUCGGCGGCAGCUUCGUGUAUCUGUGUGUCUGUAUCUGUAACUGUAUCCGUGCAUCUGUAUCUGGUGCAUCUGUGUGCGGGCAUCCUGCAGCUGCAGCUCUGCAGCGGCGAAAAUUGUGUCAGCAGCAUCGGCAGCGUAUCCUGCAGCUCGCCAGACUGGCGCCUCCAUCUCCAAUUGCCGGUGCAGCGGCCCAACUGCGUCAGAGUGUUGAACGUGCCAUUGCGAGAAUGCCUUCUCGCGGUCCCACGUCAUAGUCACCGUCAUUAGCAACUGGCAACCAGCAACAAGCAACUAGCAACUAGCAACACUCCCGGCAGCAACACUAAUUGCAACUAGCUACAAGCAACUGCAACAGCAACUGCACAGCACAAAUCACAGCCAAAUCGAACGCAACAAAGCUUCCAGAGUCAGGCCAACGGGACUGGAGAGCCCCAUCACUUCCAGGAUCAGGAGAGAAGCCAUCCCCAGCCAAUUACCAGCCAUGCAGUUGCUCCUCAAGUCGAUCUUCACCUGCGCACUAUUCGUGAUCUUUGUGUACGCCACCGCCCAGUCGCUGCUGAAGGUCCAGGAGACCGAGGCGCGGCAGGCGGCGUACCUCAACAUCAGCUCCCACUCCUCCUCCGCCGACGACCAGAGCAGCAGUAAUCUCAGCCAGGACGAUGGCCACUUCCUCAGCCGGCGGCUAAGGCAGGUGCAGGCCCAGGUGCAGGCGAGGCAGGUGGUGCACGGCGAGGAGGGCGUGGAGGGGGCGCCGUCCCAGCUGGAGGACGAACUGAAGCAGCUGAUGAAGACCAAUGUGGACGCACCCGAUGUGGAGGAGCUGCGCCAGUGCAGCGAGGGCCUGGUCCUGCCACUGUGGAUGCCGCAGCGCAACAUUUCCAUUGGUGACCGGCUCAUCCGCGGCUUCGUCUACUUCAUGCUGCUGAUCUACCUGUUCGUGGGCGUCUCCAUCAUCGCGGAUCGCUUCAUGGCCGCCAUCGAGGCCAUCACCUCAAUCGAAAGGGCGGUGGUGGUGAAGGGUCCCAACAACACCAAGCAAGUGAUGCACGUGAGGAUCUGGAACGAAACGGUGGCCAAUCUCACGCUGAUGGCCCUUGGGUCGAGUGCCCCCGAGAUCCUGCUCUCGGUGAUCGAGAUCUAUGCCAAGGACUUCGAGAGCGGGGACCUGGGACCAGGCACCAUCGUGGGCUCCGCCGCCUACAACCUGUUCAUGAUCAUCGCCGUCUGCAUGAUCUGGAUUCCGGCCGGCGAGGUGCGGAGGAUCCGGCACCUGCGCGUCUUCUUCGUGACCGCCCUCUUCUCGAUCUUCGCCUACGUGUGGCUGUGGCUCAUCCUGUCCGUGUUCACGCCCGGCGUGAUCCUCGUGUGGGAGGCGAUCGUGACCCUGCUCUUCUUCCCGCUGACCGUGCUCUGGGCAUACAUCGCCGAGCGCCGGCUGCUCGUCUACAAGUACAUGGACAAGAACUACCGGGUGAACAAGCGCGGCACCGUGGUGGCCGGCGAGCACGACCAGGUGGAGAUGGAUGCGGAGAAGGGCCCCAAACACCCGAUGGUCACCUCUUCGCGCCCGAACGACGCCGAGGCCUUCGACGAGGCCCGCCGGGAGUACAUCCAUGUGCUCACGGAGCUACGCCAGAAGUACCCCGAGGCCGAUCUCGAGCAGCUGGAGAUGAUGGCCCAGGAGCAGGUGCUGGCGCGGAGCAACAAGUCGCGCGCCUUCUACCGCAUCCAGGCCACCCGCAAGAUGGUCGGCAGCGGCAACCUAAUGCGCAAGAUCCAAGAGCGGGCGCACAGCGAUCUCACCGAGGUGAAGGCCCAGCUGCACGCCGGCGACGAGGAGGAGGCGGACGAUCCCAUCCGGAUGUACUUCGAGCCGGGCCACUACACCGUCAUGGAGAACUGCGGCGAGUUCGAGGUGCGGGUGGUGCGCCGUGGAGACAUUUCGACGUAUGCCAGCGUGGAGUACGAGACGCAGGACGGCACCGCCUCCGCCGGCAACGAUUUCGUCGGCCGGAAGGGCCUGCUCAGCUUCCCGCCCGGCGUCGACGAGCAGCGCUUCCGCAUCGAGGUGAUCGACGACGAUGUCUUCGAGGAGGACGAGUGCUUCUACAUCCGGCUCUUCAAUCCCUCGGAGGGCGUCAAGCUGGCCGUGCCGAUGAUCGCCACCGUCAUGAUCCUGGACGACGACCACGCGGGCAUCUUCGCCUUCACGGACUCGGUCUUCGAGAUCACCGAGUCCGUCGGCCGCUUCGAGCUGAAGGUGAUGCGCUACUCCGGCGCCCGCGGCACCGUCAUUGUGCCCUACUGGACCGAGAACGACACGGCCACCGACGCCAAGGACUACGAGGAGGCUCGCGGAGAACUCGUCUUCGAGAACAAUGAAUCUGAGAAAUUCAUCGAUCUGUACAUCCUGGAGCAGAGCAGCUAUGAGAAGGACGUCAGCUUCAAGGUGCACAUCGGAGAACCUCGUUUGGCGCCAGAUGACACUAACAAGGAAUCAUUUUUCAAUCGAUUUUUUGAAAAACACGAACACUCCGGAGAUCCCACUCACGAUGAAAUGGCAGCCAAAAUCAAGGAGGUCGAAAAGAAGUCCGUUCAGGAUCUCACCGAACUGGAUCGCAUCCUGCUGCUGAGCAAGCCGAGGAACGGAGAACUGACCACCGCCUAUGUGCGCAUCCGAGAGAGCCAGGAAUUCAAGGCUACUGUCGACAAACUGGUGGCCAAAGCAAACGUUUCCGCCGUCCUUGGCACUUCGUCCUGGAAGGAACAGUUCAAAGAUGCCCUCACCGUUAUCCCAGCCGACGAAAGUGAGUUUGAUAACGACGAUGAGGAGGAGGAGGUGCCCAGCUGCUUCAGCUACGUGAGCCACUUCGUCUGCCUCUUCUGGAAGGUCCUGUUUGCAUUUGUGCCGCCCACAGACAUUUGCGGCGGCUAUGUGACCUUUGUGGUGUCCAUAUUCGUGAUUGGCGUCAUAACCGCCGUCAUCGGAGAUGCCGCCUCCUAUUUCGGUUGCGCCCUCAACAUCAAGGACUCGGUAACGGCCAUCCUGUUUGUCGCCCUGGGCACGAGCAUACCAGACACUUUCGCCAGCAUGAUAGCCGCCAAGCACGACGAGGGGGCCGAUAAUUGCAUUGGCAAUGUCACGGGCAGCAAUGCGGUCAACGUGUUCCUGGGCAUCGGCCUGGCCUGGACCAUCGCCGCAGUCUACCACAGCUCCCAUGGCGGGACCUUCAACGUGGAGCCGGGAACGAUUGGAUUUGCCGUGGCGCUCUUCUGCGGCGAGGCUCUGAUUGCCAUCUUCAUCAUCAUGUUCCGGCGCUGGCACAAGGGCAUCGGCGCCGAGCUGGGCGGCCCCAAGAUCUCCAAAUAUAUCAGCGCAGCGAUCCUGGUUUUCCUCUGGGUCUUCUACGUGGUCAUCUGCAUACUGGAGGCCUACGAUGUCAUUAGGAUUUAAGGAGCUCGCAGCCGCAUUGCUUUGACUUUGUAGUUGGCUUUGUUAUUCGCAUUGGCGUUGGAUUUUGGCAGAGUCGGUAAAGUUACAGGAGAGUACGGAAGAUGAGGCUAACCGAUGUUGCGAAGCUGUCGAAAGAUGCUGUAGAUGCAGUUUUUAUAUGUAAACUUAUGAAAUUGAUUUAUAUAUAUGAGUGUGCUCGGCGCUAUAUAUAAAUAAUUCUUGUGUAAAAUUUAUGUUAAUACUAAAAGUAAAAUUUUAAUGUUUAACUAGGUUUAAGUCAGGCUUAUAUACAAACCAUUUUUACGAUUAUUGUCUCUAUUCAUAUUUGAAUUGUAAAUACAGAAAGGCUGCCACGGCUCAGCAAUCUUGUAACUGUAACGAGAUCAUUUACUGUUAUGCCAUAUAUACUUAAUUUACCUUUUAAAAUACGAUUAUAUUUAUUAUAUCAUUCUGUGUACAACUUAAGUCAUUGUUGUUGUUUGUUAAAGCUGUACUUAAUCCCCCAUAAAAUCAAAGAUCAGAAGGUUUGGAUCGUUUGGAUCCCCACUCCGAAUCACCCGAUAUUGUCUCUCCAUCUGCCGAAUACCAUUGUUAAUUUAAUACAUGUGUAAGUUUUAGGAAGAAUCUAAAGGUUUUAGCCAAGAAGAAACGCAAUCCCUCUAGCCAUCUACUACAAAUACUACAAAAACUACUAUUACUGAGUAGGAGCCUCCUCGACAACUAGUUCUAGUCACUUUACACUAUCGACACGAGUCCAACUAGCAACAUUUUCAUUAACUCUGACCAAAGCAAAUGGCGGCACUACUUACUAGCGAUUAGCGAUAGCAAGAAAGACCAUCAGUGUUUCCACACUGCACUGCAAAACUACAAGAGAGCACUAAUCAACUUACUUAAAAAAAGACUUUCUAUUCGCUUACGUCGCUGGCAGUGAUUGAAGUAGAGAAAUUGAAAUUGAAAACGGGAUAUUAAGGCAAACACCAAAACAAUAGCGAGAAUAAAUAACUAGAAUUGAUUGUAUCCGAAUGUAACGAGCAGGUACAUAUUUUUUGUAUAAUGUUGUACUAUUUUUCAUAUAGCAAAAUUCUAGCAAAUUAAUGGAAGAGGAGGCCUAAUGAUAUUUAUAGCCACAUGCAUAAAUUUGUAUUAUAUAUUUGGGGUCACACAACUGUACGGGGAACUCGUUGAGAAACUGCGCCAAAUUUAGUCGUAAUUGAUAAUUAAUUACCGCAUACAUAUACGAACUAUGAAACAAUUUAAUAAAUAUACAAAUAUGAAUAAAUAAUGUAUUAAAUUAUAUUGUCAACGUUUACCGCUAGAUAUUAUAAUUAAAUUUCUUUUUAAAUUUA